Molecule: messenger RNA, 2460 nt
Organism: Cynoglossus semilaevis (tongue sole)
Lineage: Eukaryota; Metazoa; Chordata; Actinopteri; Pleuronectiformes; Cynoglossidae
Product: protein kinase C beta type-like
Exons: 16
Biological process (GO): protein phosphorylation
Molecular function (GO): diacylglycerol-dependent serine/threonine kinase activity; ATP binding; zinc ion binding
Source: RefSeq, a predicted model, not a curated record
UAGAAAUUGUACUUGUGUUUGUAUUUCGAUUUUUAGACUUGAACCUAUCACCUAACGUGUGAAACACGCGCGGGCGCGCGCACACACACGUACCCGCAAACACACGGUGUGUGUGAGGCGUCAGCAGCAGCAGCAGUACAGUGUUGGCGAGAACAGGGAAGCAGCGGCUCGCAGCGACUAGAGCUGCCGGAAGAAGCUGUCACUUUAGCUCCAGCUUUGACUCGAGCUCGCCCCCAAAAAACACCGGCAGCAGGAGCCACAUUCGAGGCGGUCAGAGGGGCGGAGAGGAGGAGGAGGAGGCACCCGCACCGCCACUCAUUCUCCUCCGCUGCCUCCAUCGUCUCUCCCUCCCUCUUCUCUCUGUGUCUCUUCAGCCCUCCUCACCCCUCGUUCCUCUCGGAGCGCCGCUGCCGCUUCCUCGUUUAAAGAUGGCUGACCCCAACAGCGACGGAGAGGCGCAGGAGAACAUCCGCGGCUUCGCCCGCCAGGGAGCCCUGCGACAGAAGAACGUACACGAAGUGAAGAACCACAAGUUCAUCGCCCGCUUCUUCAAGCAGCCCACCUUCUGCAGCCACUGCACCGACUUCAUCUGGGGCUUUGGGAAGCAGGGAUUCCAGUGCCAAGUGUGCUGUUUUGUAGUCCACAAGCGUUGUCAUGAGUUCGUCACCUUCUCUUGCCCUGGGGCCGACAAGGGACCUGCCUCAGAUGACCCUCGCAGUAAACAUAGGUUUAAGGUCCACACUUACUCGAGCCCGACCUUCUGCGACCACUGUGGGUCACUCCUGUACGGGCUGAUACACCAGGGCAUGAAGUGUGACCACUGUAUGAUGAACAUCCACAAGAGGUGUGUGGCCAACGUCCCAAGCCUAUGUGGGACGGAUCACACUGAGAGGAGAGGACGCAUCUAUAUCUCUGCACAGAUCAAGGAGGAGGCGCUCACCGUCAUCAUCAAAGAGGCCAGAAACCUGGUGCCCAUGGACCCCAACGGUCUGUCAGAUCCCUAUGUGAAGCUCAAACUUAUUCCGGAUCCCAAGAGUGAGAGCAAGCAGAAGACCCGGACCAUCAAAUGUUGCCUCAAUCCCACCUGGAACGAGACCUUCACUUUGUGAGACAUCUUCUUCUUUGGACCACGUUGUUUGAAUUCACACAUUAGUGAUUAGUUUGACAUCAAAUAUAUAUAUAUAUAUGUGGGACUGCAGAAACAAGGGAUGGAUGGAUGGUUUAAGCUUCUGUCCCAAGAGGAAGGAGAAUACUUCAAUGUUCCUGUGCAGCCAGAAGGAGAAGACGGCAACGAGGAGCUACGACAAAAGUUUGAGAGAGCACGAGUUGGACCAGGGAAGCCCACAGAUUCUUCUUCCUCCUCCUCUGUGUACAAGUACGACAGCAACGGCAAUCAGGACCGCGUCAAGCUCUCGGACUUCAACUUCGUCAUGGUUCUGGGAAAAGGCAGCUUUGGCAAGGUCAUGCUUGCAGAGAGGAAGGGCACGGACGAGUUGUACGCCAUCAAAAUCCUGAAGAAGGACGUGGUGAUCCAGGACGACGACGUGGAGUGCACCAUGGUGGAGAAACGAGUGUUGGCUCUGUCUGGAAAACCUCCCUUCCUCACGCAGCUGCACUCCUGUUUCCAAACAAUGGACCGAUUAUAUUUUGUGAUGGAGUAUAUAAACGGAGGGGACCUGAUGUACCAGAUCCAACAGGUCGGCAAGUUCAAGGAACCUCAUGCUGUGUUCUAUGCUGCGGAGAUCGCCAUCGGACUCUUUUUCCUUCACUCCAAAGGCAUCGUGUACAGGGAUCUGAAGCUGGACAACGUCAUGCUGGACUCUGAGGGCCAUAUAAAGAUAGCAGACUUUGGCAUGUGCAAAGAGAACAUGCUGGACGGCGUGACCACCAAGACCUUCUGUGGAACACCAGACUACAUCGCUCCAGAAAUCAUAGCCUACCAGCCUUAUGGGAAGUCUGUGGAUUGGUGGGCCUUUGGAGUUCUCCUGUAUGAGAUGCUGGCUGGACAGCCGCCGUUUGAUGGAGAAGACGAAGACGAGCUGUUCCAGUCCAUCAUGGAGCAUCACGUCUCUUACCCUAAAUCCAUGUCCAAAGAAGCUGUUGCCAUCUGCAAGGGGCUGAUGACCAAACACCCAGGCAAACGUCUGGGCUGCGGUCCAGAGGGGGAGCGAGACAUCAAGGAGCACGCCUUCUUCCGUUACAUAGACUGGGAAAAACUGGAGAAUAAGGAGGUCCAGCCCCCGUUUAAACCUAAGGCUUGUGGGCGUGAAGCUGAGAACUUUGAUCGCUUUUUCACACGCCACCCCCCAGAGCUGACCCCCCCAGAUCAGGAGCUUAUAGCCAACCUGGACCAGGAAGAGUUCCAAGGCUUCUCAUAUGUUAACCCUGAGUACCCUCACACAGCCCACUGACAUUGCCACAUAUCACCCAGCUGCACUAGUACCCCCCCCCCCCCCCCCC